AUGCCAAUUAAAAGAACUAGAACUACUUCUACUUCGGCUGAAUCUAAUUCUGCGAGUAAAUCAGCUAGAGCUUCUCAAACUCUAAAUACAUACGGAAAACGUGAACAAGAACACGUAGCUGCAGAUACUGAAGAAGAUUUGAUGCAAAUCGAUAAAUCAAGGUCAGCUAAUGUUGAAAGUCCACAAGGCUCACCCAGACUAGGAAUUCAAGAUUCACAGGAUUCACAAAUGGACCUUAUAGAAGGUCUUAAUAGAGUAUCUAUCAUGCCACCUCGAACACCUAGAUAUCACGAUGAAGAUGAUGAAGAAAAAACUAAACAAAAAAUAGGACAAAAAGUUACUACACCAACUAAAAUUAAUAACUUUGUUCCGUGUAAAUUCAUCGCAACAGGAGAUCACCAUUCAAUUGCAACUAACAUGGAUGAUAAAUUGUAUUCAUGGGGGUUUGGAGAGCCAUUUGGAAGUGGUGACGAAGAAAAAAAGGAACCAUAUUUACUAUCCG
Messenger RNA from Racocetra fulgida, 502 nucleotides. Lineage: Eukaryota; Fungi; Glomeromycota; Glomeromycetes; Diversisporales; Gigasporaceae. The record is from the annotation of a GenBank genome assembly.